CGCGAGAGCAGACGUGGCGCCGAUCGGCGAAGUGCGGAGAAGGCGCUGUUUGACAGGCGGUCUGCGCCGCGAUACCCGGAACUGGAGAUUGACAGGCAAGCUCGGCGGUGCCCCGGGGCAUCGAGCUGCCGAGUGGCAGUUUUCAGGUACAUUACAAGAAGAUGACAGGGUUAAGUGGGAAAGUUCAGACCGUGCUGGGUCUGAUCGAUCCUAGCCAGUUGGGUCGCACCCUGACUCAUGAGCACUUGGCCUUGUCUUUUGCGGUUUGCUACUUUCCACCACCCCCUGGUCAAGAAGACUACUCGGAAAUGCCGAUAUCCAUGAACAACUUGUAUUGGCUCAAACAGAACCCGUACAGUCACAAAAGUAAUCUGAUGCUGAACGAGGAGACUGAAGUGGUGAAAGAGGAGCUGCUGCAUUUUAAGAGGGUGGGUGGUGGAACCAUUGUGGAAAACACAACGACGGGGAUUUGCAGAGAUGUGAAAACUCUCCGGCGCCUUUCUCAGGAAACUGGUGUCCAUGUCAUUUCGGGGGCAGGAUUCUACGUGGGUGAAACUCAUUCUCCUGAAACGCGGAGCAUGACCGUGGAAAAAUUAACAGAUGUUCUAGUGAAUGAAAUUCUACAUGGAGCAGAUGAAACUGAUAUCAAAUGUGGAGUGAUUGGAGAAAUCGGCUGUUCUUGGCCAAUUACUGAGGGUGAAAAGAAAGUUCUUCAAGCCACUGCUGAGGCACAGACGCAGCUUGGCUGUCCUGUUAUCAUUCACCCUGGCAGAAAUGUUGAAUCACCUUUCCAGAUUAUUCGAAUACUUCAGGAGGCUGGGGCUGACAUCUCCAAAACAGUCAUGUCCCAUCUAGACCGGACCAUACUUGACCCGGAUAAACUACUAGAGUUCGCGAGACUGGGAAGUUACUUGGAAUAUGAUUUAUUCGGCACUGAAUUCUUGAACUAUGCGUUUAAUCCCGCGGUGGAUAUGCCCUGUGAUAAUGAAAGGAUCCAUCGAAUCUGUUUUCUGGUUGAAGAGGGUUAUGCAGAUAAACUGUUGAUAUCCCACGAUAUUCACACUAAGAACCGUUUGACCAAGUAUGGAGGACAUGGCUAUUCGCACAUUCUGACCAACAUCGUUCCGAAAAUGAAUCAGAGAGGUCUGUCGCAAUGUGUCAUAGACAAGAUUUUAGUAGAAAAUCCAAAACGGUGGUUAACGUUCAAAUAAUUAGACAUCAGACUCGCCCAAAAUAAUCUACAAGAUCUGAAGAACUAAGUUUCCAAGUAAACCGAUUUAUAGUUGAUUUCAGCGCAAUGCUUUAGUUAUAAAUCCUUAAUUCCUAGUACAUUUAAAAGAUGGUGUAUUCUUUAAUGGAUGACGGAUGAAAAAUGAACUGACGAUUAUUUGAAGGGCGCUUGUUUUGCUGUGAUGUCUUACUGUUUACUUGUGCGACAAUAAAGAAACGUUUAACAAACCUAAUGAGGCAGAUCGUAUAAUUUGGCGCAGCGUUUACUGUAAUAGGAUGGGAUUUAUAGCAAUUAAAUUCCACUUGGGGCUAUUCUCAAUCCAACAAUAAUUUCUUGAUUUGUUGUUUGCCUCCGUUGACACGUGAUCGCAGUACAGUUGUUAGACAAACGUCAAUCAUGUGUAAAUUGGAGUAAAUAUAGUGGAAUAUUUCUGAAAAGUCGUCCAUUACUUUACAUUAAAACUAGUGACUACACUUAAAGCAUGUUUACUCAUUGCACAGCGCGCCUCAUGGAUGUGCUAAAGACCCUCUUCCUUCCAUGAAUUAUUAUUUGCAUUUGAUUCUAAUCGGUAACUCUUAUAGAUAUUAACAACAUACAGUAUUCACAAAGCAGCUACUAACUGAAUACCAAGAAAGAUGAAUAAUUCGUCAAAAGAUGAAUGAAGGU
This is a messenger RNA of Hypanus sabinus (Atlantic stingray), 1897 nucleotides long. RefSeq names its product phosphotriesterase related (gene pter). The coding region runs from base 162 to 1211 and encodes 349 amino acids. Gene Ontology annotation, biological process: catabolic process. Gene Ontology annotation, molecular function: zinc ion binding; hydrolase activity, acting on ester bonds. The record is from RefSeq and is a predicted model, not a curated record. The transcript is spliced from 5 exons. NCBI's taxonomy places the organism in Eukaryota, Metazoa, Chordata, Chondrichthyes, Myliobatiformes, Dasyatidae.